Messenger RNA from Salvelinus sp. IW2-2015, 1253 nucleotides. Lineage: Eukaryota; Metazoa; Chordata; Actinopteri; Salmoniformes; Salmonidae. The record is from RefSeq and is a predicted model, not a curated record.
UAUGUGGCGGGUCAGUACUGGGGGGCUGGUGUCGGGCCGGGGGGCCUUGGUGAGGAGGCUGUGGGGGGGUCUGCCCCCUAACCUGCCCCCUCUGCAGGCUGUGUUGGAGAGACACUCGGACCACGCCAUAAUCUUCAUCACUGAAUCCCAGUUUUGGCUGUUCAAUGACCUCUCUCUCCAGGAGGGCUACCCCCGCCCGCUCUCAGCGCUGAGGAAAGGGGGAGAGACAGAGGGAACGGGAGGAGAGGAAGGAGAGGAGGAGCAGGGCCUGAUGUGGGACCCAGAGGAAGGACCAAUGUGGGGGGACAUUGGAAAAGGGGAAGCAAGAGGAGAGGAAGAAGAGAGUGAGACCUGGACCAAGCUCAUCAGAGGAGGAGUGAACGGGAUUACGACAGAGAGAGACGGCUCCAUCUACCUCUUCAAAGGAGAUUCAUAUUGGAAGUUCCCCUACCCAGCCUCUGUCCCAGCGGUAGGAUACCCUCGAUCCCUGGCCACCGAUUGGUUGGACUGCCCUCACCCCUCCGCACCUGUCCUAGACGACUUCUCUCGCUCUCUGUCUCCCCCUACUGGACGGCAGGAGCUCCGUGAGAGGGGGAAGGAGGAGAGGGGGAGAGAAGAGAGGGGUGGCCAGAGCGGCCAUGGCCUAGACAGAGACACAGACACAGACAGAGAGGGACUGCAGCACUGGCCCUGCACUUGCCUGAAUGGAGCAAAAGUUAGCAGCAUGAGCAUGACUUCGUUCAUAUGUGCCCUGCUGUUGACUCUCCUCUCCCUGAUAACUGUGUGGUGUUAGGCUACGUUCCAAUACACUCGACGGCGUCCUCCGCUCACCCCCUUCUAUCCCAUGGCUACGUCCCAAUACUCAACAAUGGCCUCCCCCUUUCUCACCCCACCCCCCCCAUUCCCUCCAGGUUGUGGCUGCUGUUGUCAAUGGUGCUAGGCCCUUUCUCACCUUCCACUAUGACAAAGUUUACCAUGCACCCUUACAAUCCAUUCCACAUACCUACCCUUAGGUCUGUGAUACAGGGGAUGGGUUAGGAGAAGGUGGGAAUUUGGGACACAACCAAGAAGUCCCUACACCCCAAAGGAGGAAUGUUUGUCCUGGACAUUUCAGAUUAAUUAUGAACAGUUAUCUGCUGUUGGUGUACCUCUUUGUCUGUCUGUGAAAUGUAUCCAUUUAGCACCUUGUUGUACAGCCUACACUUGAUGAUUUCAGAACGUUUUAUCUGACCAAAUAAAAUAAAACAACUCUA